This is a messenger RNA of Aedes albopictus (Asian tiger mosquito), 1457 nucleotides long. RefSeq names its product small glutamine-rich tetratricopeptide repeat-containing protein beta. The record is from RefSeq and is a predicted model, not a curated record. Lineage: Eukaryota; Metazoa; Arthropoda; Insecta; Diptera; Culicidae. Gene Ontology annotation, cellular component: membrane; TRC complex. The transcript is spliced from 3 exons. The coding region runs from base 191 to 1180 and encodes 329 amino acids. Gene Ontology annotation, molecular function: protein binding; molecular adaptor activity. Gene Ontology annotation, biological process: post-translational protein targeting to endoplasmic reticulum membrane.
UCACCGUCUUUCGAGCAGCCAAUCAAAUUGUGUCAGAUCACCAUCCAGUUCGCGGCGGAAAUUUCGAUAGAAUUUCCGUAUUUUUCCUAGUCCUCAACAUUCUAAUCGGUGCCGACGUGACCUACCCGAUUCCGGAGGAAUUACCUUGCUGCCAGCGACCGACAAACGAAGGGUCAAGUCUGCCUGAGGGAUGAGUGACAUCGAGGCGAAGUUUUUUGUGCGGUCGUUCAUACGCUUCCUGAACGGGCAGCUGGAGCAGCCAAAUUUCAGCUCAGACUCCCGGGAGAGCCUGGAGGUGGCCAUUCAGUGCUUGGAGAAUGUUUAUGAAAUCGGACAGGAAGCGGAAGGGGACAAAAGCGACCAGGAGAACCCUCUGAACCACAUCGAUCUGUUCGAGGUGUACCGGAGCACGUUCACGAAUGUCUCGCCGGAACGGAAACAGGAAGCGGAGAACCUGAAGAAUGAAGGGAACCGGCUCAUGAAGGAGGAAAAGUACCAAGAAGCGCUCAACACGUACAGCAAAGCCAUUAACCUAGAUGCAACCAAUCCUGUGUUUUACUGCAACCGUGCCGCUGCAUACAGCCGCCUAGGGGACUACCAGAGCGCUGCUGACGAUUGCCGCAUGUCGCUGCGUUACGAUCCAAACUACAGCAAAGCUUACGGUCGUUUGGGGUUGGCUUAUUCGAAGAUGAAUAAACACGAACUGGCUUUGGAUGCGUACCAGAAUGCGCUCCGGAUCGAACCGGACAACCAGGACUACAAAAACAACAUGAGCGUUACUCAGCAGCGACUGGAAGAACUUCGAUCGGCACCGGCGGGAGGUGCAGCUGGCGCCGCAGGUUUGCCAAAUCUGGGAGCCGGAGGACUUGGUGGGAUCGACUUUGCUGCUGCUCUGAACAACCCGGCGCUAGUCAAUAUGGCCACCAGAAUGAUGAGCGAUCCGUCGAUCCAGAACAUGCUCGGUCAGCUCAGCGGCAUGAACAACGUGGACGCCCUGCUGGAGACCGGACGGCAACUGGCAAUGCAAAUGAGCAAUCAAAAUCCGGACGUCUUUGCCAACGUGAUCCGCCAGAUGGAACAAUCCGGUGUGGUGCCACCCGGUAGUACUCCCGGUGCCAAUCAGAACGGUGGUGAUGGAAACAACGACAACCCACAGCAGCCACCUCCGGCCGAUUCUUAAGCUGUUUCGAUGCAUGCAUUGGUAGAAACAGUUGUGAGUCUAACGGACGAAACCCUUCCAAUUGAAAUGAUUUAUUGCAAUUAGUCACUGCAUCUUCUAAGUGUGUGCGUUUGUAGGAGCCAAUCUAACGAUUAUUUUGAAACUGUAGGAACAAUAACUUACGACACUCGAUUGCACAUCGAAUCAUUUUUGUGUUUCCCCAGAAUACGUUUAAUUCAUCGGUGCGACUAUACCUUGUUUCAAUUUGAAAAUAUUAAUAAAAUAAAUUUAAUCCACA